Populus trichocarpa (black cottonwood) is the source of this 2053-nucleotide messenger RNA. RefSeq lists its product as uncharacterized. The transcript has 8 exons. Bases 320 to 1744 code for a protein of 474 amino acids. NCBI's taxonomy places the organism in Eukaryota, Viridiplantae, Streptophyta, Magnoliopsida, Malpighiales, Salicaceae. The record is from RefSeq and is a predicted model, not a curated record. Gene Ontology annotation, molecular function: protein binding.
UCAUCAUCAUCGCACACAAUCUCCACUCUCUUUCCCUCUCCUCCCUCCCUUAAGACAUUAUUAUUAUUAUUAUUAUUAUUAUUACUAUUACAACUCUUCUGAAGAGAGAGACAGAGAGAUCAAUUUCUUUUCUCUAGGGUUUGGUGUUCCAAGCGCAGAAGCAUAUUAAAAACACUGAAGGAGGAGGAAGAGGAAGACAGACAGACUGCUAGCAGGCUAAUUAGUUUCUGUAAAUUAGGGUUUUUUCCUCCUCCUCCUCUUUUUUAUUAUUUAUUAAAAUCAAUUCAAAUUUUGAAAGAGAGAGAGAGAGAGAGGGAAGAUGAUGAUGGAAGGGUCAGGGAGGAGGAUAUCAGCAGCGAAUCCAAGGCCGUGUUCGGGGAGAAGGAUAUUAGCAGCCAAGAAACGGGGUCGAUCUGAUGGGUUCUUGAACAGUGUUAAAAAGCUUCAAAGAAGAGAGAUUUCCUCAAAGUCAGAUCGUUCUUUCAGUAUCACCAAUGCCCAGGAGAGAUUUCGCAAUAUGCGCUUGAUGGAAGAAUACGAUACUCAUGACCCCAAGGGCCAUUGUUCGAUGGUGCUGCCCUUUUUGAUGAAGAGAACUAAAGUUAUUGAGAUUGUGGCCGCCCGGGACAUUGUCUUUGCCCUUGCACAUUCUGGUGUAUGUGCUGCUUUUAGUAGAGAGACAAAUCAGAGGAUAUGUUUUUUGAAUGUGAGUCCUGAUGAAGUCAUUCGGAGUUUGUUCUACAAUAAAAACAAUGAUUCUCUCAUCACUGUUUCGGUCUAUGCGUCGGAUAACUUCAGCUCCUUGAAAUGCAGAUCAACGAGAAUUGAGUACAUUCGAAGGGGUAAGCCAGAUGCAGGUUUCCCUCUUUUUGAGUCCGAGUCCUUGAAGUGGCCAGGUUUUGUGGAGUUUGAUGAUGUCAAUGGAAAGGUGCUAACGUACUCAGCACAAGAUAGUAUAUACAAGGUUUUUGACCUAAAAAACUACACAAUGCUGUACUCCAUAUCAGAUACAGAUGUGCAAGAAAUCAAGAUCAGUCCGGGCAUCAUGUUAUUGAUUUUAAAUAGAUCAAGUGGCUAUGUUCCUCUUAAGAUUUUGUCAAUAGAAGAUGGUACAAUUCUCAAAGACUUCAAGCAUCUUCUUCAUCGAAAUAAGAAGGUGGACUUCAUUGAACAAUUUAACGAAAAGCUUCUUGUCAAACAAGAAAAUGAGAAUCUCCAGAUUCUUGACGUUCGACAUACUGGUAUUAGGGAAGUUAGCAGAACCGACUUCAUGACACCAUCAGCAUUUAUCUUUCUGUAUGAAAACCAGUUGUUCUUAACAUUCAGAAAUAGAACUGUUGCUGUUUGGAAUUUUCGUGGAGAGCUUGUUACUUCAUUCGAGGAUCAUCUCUUAUGGCAUCCUGACUGUAACACAAAUAACAUUUACAUAACAAGUGAUCAGGAUCUUAUCAUUUCAUACUGCAAGGCUGAUUCUGACGAUCAAUGGAUGGAAGGAAAUGCUGGUUCUAUCAAUAUCAGCAAUAUCCUGACGGGAAAAUGCCUAGCUAAAAUAAAUGCCACCAAUGGCAGUCCCAAGGACGAGGAAUGCAGCAGCAGCACAGGAAGCUCAAAGCAGAGCCGCUUGAUGAUGAGAAGUACAGUGGCAGCGGCUUUGGAAGACAUAACCGCUCUUUUUUACGAUGAAGAGCGCAAUGAAAUCUACACUGGUAAUAGGCAUGGUCUGGUUCAUGUGUGGUCUAACUAAAGAGGAGUUUUCAUUAUUUUGAUUUUGAAACUGCAAGAAGGGGAUGUUGUGUCAUGCCUGCACUACAUAACUUGAGUGCGCACUGUAUCAUUAGAUUGCAUCGGCAUUAUUUGUAUCGGUAGAUAUUCUUGGACUGCAGCUGUAGCUGUCUGUACAUUAGUAUAUAGGCUUCUUGAUUGGGAUUCGGAGGAGGCUUAAAUCUUGAUGUUGUCUCCAUGUAUACUAGAUUGUAGUUUUCUAAAUUCUAGUGUCUAAUUGUGUUUGGAUUUUAUUUUAUUUUAUUUUAUUUAAAGAAAAACAUAAUUUUAA